GAGGAGGAGGAGGAAGAGGAGGAAAAAGAAUGGAAGGGGAAAAAGAAGAAGAAGAAGAAAUACCCUUUGAAAAGAUGUUGGAGGAGGCAAUAAAAGCCUCGGAAAAAAGGAUAAUUGCAAAAGUCGAAAGGGAAAUAAUGGACAAAGUCGAGAGGAAGAUAAUGGAAAAAGUCGAGAGAGUUUUGAAGAGGGCAGGAAUCACCGUUGAAACAGUGGAUUUGUCCGAGGAAAAAAACAACAAAGAGGAUGAUGUUAAUGCUUCAAUGGAAUGGUCAGAACAAAAUGCAGCUUUUUCAUAUCAUGGGCGAGGGAAUGAUGAAGAUAUUCCUUCUAUUCCUAGAGCGGAAUCUGAGCGGGAAUCUGAUGAUGAUGAUGCAGGGAAUGAUGAAGAUAUUCCUUCUCCUAAGACCGCUUCUGAGCGGAAAUCUGAUGAUGAUAAAGAGACUGAUGAAGAGAUUCUUGCUUGUCCUACUUCUGCUGAAAAGGUUCAAACUCAGGAGGAAGGUGAAAAAGAAGACAUUCCUGUUGAAAAGGUGGAUGAAAUUCUUACUUCUCCUAGGGCCGCUUCUGAGCGGGAAUCUGAUAAAGUUGGAGAGAAUGCUGAAGAGAUCUUUACUACUCCUAGAGCGACUUCUGCUGAAAAGGUUCCUAUUGAGGAAGAAGGAGAAAAUGAAGACAUUGAAAAGGAGGAUAAGGAGGUUUCUGCUGCUCCCGAGGAUCCGAUUCAUCAGAAUAAACGACCGACACGCAAGAGAAAGACGACUGUUAAAAGCCCAUACACUGCAUUUGCUUCGACAGAUCCACCUCCCAAAAAGCAACGGGCAAAGAGAGAGUCCAAAGGUAAAAAGGGAAGAAAGGAAAGAAAGGGAAAAAAGGAAUCUACGACGCAAAUGGAAUCUCAGAUUCCUACUGCUGAAGGUAAACGUGAUGUUUACGUAUGGAUUCCUCGAGAACCUAUAGUACUUGACAAUGUUGUACGAGUGGAAACUUUUGUUGAAACGAGCACAAAAAAAGCGAAUGCUCUCUUCAAAUUUACGCAAAAACCAAGAGAAGAUAGGUUAUGGAUGUCGGGGUUGAAAGAGAUAAGAAAGCCACUGUUUUGGGAAGAACUUCUGCAAGAAGGUGUAUGGCUCACGGACGAUCAUAUCAACGAAGCAAUGUAUGAAAUCCGUCAACGUGUGCAAAAUCUGGAACCUGUCCACAAGAAGUUCUUUCUUUGUGACGUGCAGUGUUGUGAAUACUUCAAGUAUUGGGAAAUAGGGCAGAAAGAACUCGACGUUGCUUUUACAGUAAAUUUGCCCACAAAAAUGCGCUGGAGAAGAGAAGCUCGAACAGAGAGAAGGAGAGAGAGAAUGAGAGAAAUUGAAGAGAGAGAACGCGAUGUCGAAGCCAGGCGGGAAACAACGGCAAUGAAGAGAGAGAAAACGGAAAAGGUAUCACUUGAAGUGAGAUGUAUCAUUUAAGGGCAUUUCUGCAAUUGCCC
Tarenaya hassleriana is the source of this 1483-nucleotide messenger RNA. Its product is annotated as translation initiation factor IF-2-like. The record is from RefSeq and is a predicted model, not a curated record. The transcript has 5 exons. The coding region runs from base 30 to 1463 and encodes 477 amino acids. NCBI's taxonomy places the organism in Eukaryota, Viridiplantae, Streptophyta, Magnoliopsida, Brassicales, Cleomaceae.